AUAAUCGAAAGUUGUUUAUAAACGUACAAAAAUGUGGUCUUUGAUUUGGCUUCUACUUGCUCUACCGUUUCAUCUCCAUGGUACCCAGCUAACCUUCGACUUGGCAGAGAACUCUGAGGAGUGUUUCUACGAGGAGGCUACGAAGGGCUGCACGGUGUCCUUGGAGUACCAGGUGGUGGCUGGAGGGUCCAACGACGUCGCUGUCAUUGUCAAGGACCCCACAGGCAGGACCGUCUACCAGCAGGACAGGUCGGAGUACGACUCCGUCGCCCUCACCGCCGUGCAGAACGGCAGCUACGUCGUCUGCUUCGGCAACCAGUUCUCAACGUUUACGUCCAAGCGGGUUUUCAUGGAUUUUGAGGUGAGCGAUCUCCCGAGCCAAGAGUCUGUCUCCACCGCCAUGACCCAGCUGGAGUCGUCCCUCCAGAAUAUCCAGGACUCGCUGGACAGCAUCGUCAACCACCAGACCCAUCAUCGUCUGCGGGAGGCUCACAGCAGGAUGCGCGCUGAUGACCUCAACCACCAUGUCCUCUGGUUGGCGCUGGCCAAGACCACGACCAUGCUGCUUGUAUCAGUCACCAUGGUGAUUGUUGUCAAGACGUUCUUCUCGUAUAGAAACCCCUACCCGUACACAACUAGAUUGUAGCAAUGAAUACACAAACUAUAGUUUGUGUAUUCAUCGGUUGUAGUUAACAGAAAUCAAGUUGUUGGAAGAUAUUUGGAGUGAUGAACUAUAUUGUAAUAAAAGCAGUUUUUAACAUUUUUUGUAGUUCUGAGAGUUCAUUCCAUUGAAAUGUUUUAAAUCUAUUUUUGAUGAUGUAAUAGUUAAUUUAUUUUAAACCAAAGUAAAAAGAUUUAUAGAG
Molecule: messenger RNA, 863 nt
Organism: Macrosteles quadrilineatus (aster leafhopper)
Lineage: Eukaryota; Metazoa; Arthropoda; Insecta; Hemiptera; Cicadellidae
Product: transmembrane emp24 domain-containing protein 7-like
Exons: 2
Coding region: 32-646 (204 amino acids)
Biological process (GO): intracellular protein transport; Golgi organization; endoplasmic reticulum to Golgi vesicle-mediated transport
Cellular component (GO): endoplasmic reticulum-Golgi intermediate compartment; COPII-coated ER to Golgi transport vesicle; Golgi apparatus
Source: RefSeq, a predicted model, not a curated record